Lottia gigantea (owl limpet) is the source of this 2976-nucleotide messenger RNA. RefSeq lists its product as hypothetical. NCBI's taxonomy places the organism in Eukaryota, Metazoa, Mollusca, Gastropoda, Lottiidae. The record is from RefSeq and is a predicted model, not a curated record. Gene Ontology annotation, molecular function: protein binding. The coding region runs from base 92 to 1672 and encodes 526 amino acids. The transcript has 9 exons.
AAAGAUUAGAAGAAAUAAAAAAGACCUAUAAUGUUUUAAAACGCCUAGAUGACUUGUGAUUUUUUCAUAAAUUGAUGUACCCGAAUUGAUAAUGGCUGCUGGAGUAUUUCAUGUAGAAUUUGGUAUUAAUGAUACUCAGUUAACAAGAGCUUUAGAACAGGGUAACUAUGCUAGUGCUGAAAGAUAUAUUUUAGAAAAUUCGCAAUCCUCAUAUUUAGAUGAAGGAUGUUACCAAAGGACACCACUAUUUAUCUGUUUAUGUGGCAUAGCCGAAGAUGGAGAUAGAGUGAAAUGUCGUAACUUUUAUUUAGCUAAAUUAAUGUUAGAGAGAGGUGCUGAUGUUAAUUAUAGAGUUCCUGUAACAUUUUAUGGUUGUGAGUAUUUGGGGCCAGGUAAAACCUGUCUAGAAUUGCUGAUAGAUUUUUAUAAUGAAAUAACAAGAUGUGACAAUUGUCGUUCUGAGGAUUGGGUUGAAAGUUCACCAAGCUGGGAUUCACAAGAACAAGUUAUAGGACUUAAUCGGCAGUUAUUAGACAAUACAUAUGAUAUUUUAGAGGAUAUAGAAAAAUUAAUCUUUAUCUGUCUUGCAAAUGGUUGUGAUGUUAAUGUACGAGAUGGAAAUAGAAUGACACCAUUACAUCGUAUAACUAUUUCUAGUUAUGAAAAUAAAUUACUACAUUUAUUAUAUGAGAAUGGUGCUGAUAUUAAUGGUACUGAUAUCCAUGGUAAUACACCAUUAUUAUCAUUAUGUGAUGUAGCUAUGUAUGAUAUUGAUGAUGAUUUAACAGAUAAUUCACCAUCCAGUAGUAAUAGUAGUCUGGAUCAAUUAUUACCAAUUCAACAAGCAAAGUUAGAUUUCUUUCUAUCCAAAUCAGACACACAGAUAAAUGUGCAGAAUAAUUUAGACCAGACGCCGUUAUUUCAUUGUAUAAUGAGAGGAGAUGUAACUAGUUGUUAUAAGUUAUUGUUAAGUGGAGCUGAUCCUACACUAAGAGGUGUUGUAUGGGAAACAAGGAGAAGAAAACGUAAAAUAUCUCCAAUAUUUGCAUCAUUUUUAUCUAUACCAAUACAACAGACUUUAGGCUGGCAAAGCACACAUUAUAAACUUACAGCAGCCCCACAAAGAUAUUCUCAUAUUGUUGAUGCAGGACAUUUUACAAAGAAAGAAAUUGCCCAAGAACUUGUAGAAUAUAUAGAAAAUGACUUUCCUGAAUUCCUUGAAUUAAGACCAAUAGCUGGUGCUUUAAUCCAUUUACUAUUUGGAAGAACUACAUCAACUUUAAGUCAGCUGGCUACCAGAUGUGUAUUUCAGAACAGUUUGAUCAAAAAUACCCUGUGUUUACAGCGAAUAUUACCAGUGUCCACUUUUAAACAGAAGUUUUUAGUGGAAGAUCUAGAACAUUUUGAUACUUAUGAAGAAUAUGUGUGUCUCAUAUUGAAUAGAACAGUGCUAAAAACUCUUAUAAAUCUUUUAAAUUUGCCUCAAGAUUCUUUGAUCAAUUUUGAGGUCGAGUUGUUGCUACAUCAAAUGGCUGUGAAAUUUUCCAAGUAUAAAAUAUUAAGACCAGACAAUGUUAUAUCUGAUUUAAGUGAUGAGUCAGUACAUUCCAGUGAAUCUGAUAGUUCUAAUGACAGUCUUGAUGAAGGUGAUUCUGAUUUAGAAUACUGGUAACAUAAUAAACAAUCUUUUUUUAUUGUACAACUUUUAUAUAAUGUAUACAUCUGAUAAAUGUUUUGUAGAACAAUAGUUUUUAUUUCAACAACUUAAAGGGACAGAUGUGCCAUUUCUUUUACCAAUUAUAACUUAGUCUCAGAAACUGGAUUUUUUCAGCUAAGCCAAUCAGUAAUAUAGUGUUCACAGCUCACUGUUGAAAUUUGAGCCUUCAAAUCCAGGUGAAGAAAUUCCUAGUUCGAGAUAUUUUUGAAGGAAUUUUAUGAUUUUUGUACAUUUCUAAUACUUUUGGAGAUAUUUUUGAAGGAAUUUUGUGAUUUUCGUACAUUUCUAAUACUCUUGAAGACUAUUUACAUAUUUUCAACACUCAAAUCAACCCUCAAAAUAGCACAGCUGUCCCUUUAAACACAACUCACAUUACAAUCGAUCAAACAAUAAUCGCUCGAUUACGAUAUUAGAUCACCAAGACAUAUCUAAUAUAGGAGACAUCCAGGAAGAAAUAUUUAGUGAUUAAUUAGCCCGUUAGCUGCCAGCUCUAAUAUUGUGUUCAUUACCUCUGUUCCCAGUUUAAAGUAGAAAUUAACAAUUGAUUUAUAUUUGGUCCGCAUCUUGGAAAUAAACAAUGGGGCAUGUACUCUGUAGAUCAAUAUAUUGACUUCUCACGUAAUUUGAAUCCUAUUUCCCACUUUCUUUUUGCUGAUGAAUACAGCUUAAAUGUUUAUGUAUGUUUUCUCUAGCAACAAGAUAUUUCAAGCAACAGAGUAAACUCAUAUUGAAACAUUUAGCUAUAUCUAUUUUAAUCUUGAAUUUUUAUAAUUGAAAGAAAGUAAAUCAAUGUUAAUCGACUGCAGUGUGAAUUGUGUCUUAAAGGCAUAUUAAACCCUGGUUUAUAAACAUCAAUAUAUGACUGAGACCUGCUGAUACCUUAUCAUUUCCCUCCAUUAUAAUCUGAAUGUCAUACAUCAAUCAUAGUCCAACUUCACAAUGUCAAGGUAUUAUGAACUCCUAAUCAUUAGCAGUACAAUCUUUCUGUAGAGAGCUGAUUGGCUGUAUCAGCUUGCAUACAAUGCAAUCAAUUUGCUGCAUGUACAAACAUGCCUAAUCCAAGAAAAAUGUCUAAAGAUUUCUAGGUAUAAGAUAGAGUUCGUUGAGUUGACAUUGUGAGAUUAUCAUAGACCAGAAUUAGUAUACUUUUAAUUAAGAUGGAAUUUGUUCAAUUAUCACAGAAACACACAAGACAUGUUUUAAUUAUUAUAAACCAUUGAUUAUUUCAAGAUGGGUUCUCACAUUUCCAUAGUUUUCUU